AUGGUCCAUGAGCACGAACUUUUGGUUCACAUCUCCGCACCCGUCACCCGUCAAAACGACCAACUCUAUCGUUCCUUGGCUAACGCUUAUCUCGACUUCGAACCCGCCAGAACCCAUGGAGACAGGCCACCACAGCCUGGUGCAGAUGUGUCUAGCCAGGAUGCGGAUGCUUCUCGAAUGAGCGACCCGGCGGUACUAAAUCCCGGUAGUUCAUUCGACUCCAACGUCGACGCUUCGUUUCUAUCAACGGGUAAAGAUUCUUAUGGCAGUUUCCCCUCAGGCUUAUCGCAAAUACAAGACAAUCAUGCUCCACCAUCCAGUCGGCUUGCCCGUCUAGAAGAAAUCCACCAGAACUGGAAGGCGCAAGUAACGACAACUCCCAAAUCGAGCGCUGCUAGUAAACAGCGCGGUGCAGAAGAUUGGUAUGAUGGGGAAGAGGAAGAGUGUGAAGAUGUCGACACGGCCUUCAUCGAGGAUACGCAAGAGGCAAGAUCGGCGCUGCAAAGUCAGAUGCCGGAUAGCUUUGAGAUGACUGACGAGAACACCUCGGAAGACGAUAUAGACGAAAGACAUGUGGAAUCUGAUGAAUAUGCUGGCAUUUUUACGCAAGAAGUUCCGUUAGACGGCGAUGAGCCAACUGAACAGAUGAAUGCUAUUACGAGAGAAGAACCGCCGCAAAGUGGACCUGAGAGCAGCUCUCCGAUAUCUUGGGAAGAUUCAGACGAAGCCGAAUUGAUCGCUGAGAAUGCUGCGCAAGAAGAUCUCCCGUCGUCCGAUGCACCAGCAGGGCCCAUACCUGUUGCUAUAGCAGAAAAUACCGUUCCGUCUCGACCCACGCCCUUGCCAAAGGAACCCGCUACAGUCGUGGGUCGUCGUAAGAGUGCGCGCCUACAGGGAACUAAAGGAGCAGAGGUCAAGUCGCUUGGCAACCCAAAAGCCCGUCCAGAGUUGGAGUACGACAGCCUACUCGCAAGAGUAAAACGAAGAAGCUCGCGCCUGAAGGACGCGUCAAAGCUAGCGGCUCCCUUCAAAGUACCCACUACAGUUGCGAGUCGCCGUAAGAGUGCACGCUUGGAAGAAGCUGGCGCAGCAGCAGCAGUCAAGACCCAUGUUCCCCCAACUCCGCCUCCCGCCCCUACCUCUACCAUUGCAAGACAACAGGAAGCCGUGCGUUUAGACGAAGCGCCCAAGCCAGCAGUUCCAACAGCACAACACGAGAUCGAAAGCCUACACGAAGCCGACUGUGAUCCCGAUGCCUCCAUCGACUUAUCCACACUUCCACACAGCGUCCUAGCGCCCGAACCCAAGAUCGGCAUCACCACCCCUCUAACCUGGCCCUCGCAGAUAACACCCUACCUCGCCUCCCUCAAAACCCAGUACCCUAGCAACCUUUUCCAGCCUCGCAAAAAACUGCACACCCCGGCACCUGAUACACGCGGCUGGUGGGUCGCCAGCUCCGACGCAGGCACCGAUGACCGCACCCUCUACGACCACACCUCCGACGACGAAGCCUACGACGGCCGGCCGUCCGGCGACCUUGACGAGCGCGACCGCGAUAUCUUGGACUCGGAGGAUGAGCGCGAGAGGCUUCUUACGCGCGAAGAUGGUGGAAAGGGUAUCCUAGGGCGUAAAGGCUCCGGGGUCAAGGUCGGCAAAUGGGACAAGAAGAGCGAGACCAAGGGGCGCAGGAAAAGCGGUAAUGAAGAAACAAGUGCGCUCAUGUACGAAAUGGAAGAGGGUAUUGGCGCAUCGAGUACCAGUUUCCGGUCAAGGAGGAGUUCCCAAAGCGAUGAACAGCGAUUACUUGCGAGCGAGCUGCAGAGAAAGGCAUGUGAAACACGUAGGAAAAGCCUAUACCGACGCAUGGCCAUCUAUGUAUCCAUCGUCGUUCUCUUUGUCGUCCUCCUCGCAGCUACGUACAAUCUCUCCACCCCCAAAGAUGUCAAGGGCGCAGUAACCCUGGUAUCAAACGGCACCUCGCUCUUCGCCCCAACCACGAUACUCAUCUCCCUCGACGGCUUCCGCGCCGACUUUCUGUUCAGAAAUCUGACACCCACGCUGAACCAAUUCGUCCAAGAAGGCAUCUCGCCAAAGUACAUGAUGCCCAGCUUCCCCAGCGUCACAUUCCCAAACCACUACACAAUGGCCACGGGCAUGUACCCCGAAGCACAUGGCGUGGUAGGAAACACGUUCUGGGACCCUGAACUACAGCAAGAGUUCUACUACACAGACCCAGACCGCAGCCUGCAAGCGCACUGGUGGGGCGGCGAACCCCUCUGGGUGACGGCCGAGAAACAAGGAGUACGGACGGCGGUGCACAUGUGGCCCGGUUCCGAAGCCAAUAUCCUACAUCAAGACAUUGCUUACGUUGACAAGUACAACGGCUCCGAAGUGCUUGCUAGCAAGGUCGACCGCAUCAUGUCGCUCCUCGACACCCCUGGCCCUAGAGACGUGGGCGCCAAAGCAAGUGCGCCCAGGCCCCAGCUCAUCGCAGCGUACGUCCCCGACGUCGACGGCGACGGUCACCGCUACGGCCCCAACAGCACCGAGAUCCGCAAAACGAUUGCAAGCGCCGAUGCCAUGGUGGGAGGUAUCCUGUCUGGUCUGCAAGCACGCAACCUGACCAACAUUGUAAACGUCAUCGUCGUGAGCGACCACGGCAUGGCUACCACGGACGUGACGAGACUGAUUCAGCUCGAAGACUUGGUCGAUCCAAAGGAACUCGAACAUACGGAUGGCUGGCCGCUCUACGGUUUACGCCCUCGAGAUCCGGCUUCUCUACAUCGGCUUUACAACCAGAUCAAACAACGCACAAAGGAGAAUCCUAACGUGGACGUUUACUUAAGAGACGAGGAUAUGCCGGAGCGGUACCACUUUAGUCGCAACAAGCGCAUCGCGCCUCUCUGGAUCGUGCCCAAGACGGGUUGGGCGAUUGUCACCAGGGACGAAUUCGACGUCGAAGCGGGCAAGAAGGAGGGCCAAGUGUACCAUCCGAGGGGUCUGCACGGAUAUGAUUUUGAACACCCGUUGAUGAGAGCCGUGUUUAUUGCUCGGGGACCGGCUUUCCCGCACACGCCGGGGAGCAGAAUGCAACCGUUCCAGAAUAUCGAAUUGUAUAAUAUCGUUUGCGAUACGCUGGGUCUCACGCCCGCGCCGAAUAAUGGGACGUUGCGUCUGCCGCUGAAACCAGUUGGGUUGCACGACGACGACGAAGAUGCGCCUGGGAAUGAGAAUCAUACGCCCGAGGACCCCGUUCCUGCUUACACUAUUCCUUCUUCUUCUUCUUCGUCGUCGUCGUCGUCGACAGAUCUCGCGUCCAUGGACUUGGGCUCCUUAUCCUCCAUUGCAGCAUCCGCGUCCGGAAUGGAAGAUACUUCUCCUUCGCUUCACGACCCAGUAGUACCGGCCCGGCCCACUCCGGCGGAUGGAAGUAAAGACGAACUCAAGAAUAAGGAAGGCGACAAGGAAGCGAGCGAGGGGGCGGAGAAGGAAAAAGAGAGUUGGUGGGAGUGGUUGACGCAUAAAGCUGAUGGGGUCAAGGAUUGGGUGGAUGGCUUCAUUCAUGAUCAUGUUCCAGGGGAGGAGAAGGGGCAGGGGGAGAAGGGUGGAUGA
Messenger RNA from Alternaria burnsii, 3612 nucleotides. Its product is annotated as phosphodiest-domain-containing protein. Gene Ontology annotation, molecular function: ribonucleoside triphosphate phosphatase activity; nucleoside triphosphate diphosphatase activity. Gene Ontology annotation, biological process: nucleoside triphosphate metabolic process. The transcript has 3 exons. NCBI's taxonomy places the organism in Eukaryota, Fungi, Ascomycota, Dothideomycetes, Pleosporales, Pleosporaceae. The coding region runs from base 1 to 3612 and encodes 1203 amino acids. The record is from RefSeq and is a predicted model, not a curated record.